GAUAAAUGGUCUGACGACGAUUCUGACGAAGACAAGCGGCCUAAUUUUCCAGAUUUUGAAAAGGCAAUUAAUCAAGGGAUUGAAGAUCUUGACGGUCCGGUCUUUGCAAAACUUAAUUGGAGUGCGCCAAAGGACGCAACCUGGGUUUCUUUUGGAAAUUCCUUGAAAUGUUACUCUGCCGCCGAUAUCUUACUUCUCCUCAAAGCUUCAGACUUUGUCUCAUAUGAUAUUUUAGCUCCGUUCUCCUUGUGUUCUGACACGCCUGCCUCUGAGCAAGCACAUGUCGACCUCAAGCUUAUUCUUCGUAGAUGGCGUGACUUUCGUCCCGAGGGCGAAUUCAGAUGUUUUGUGAAAUCCCGUUCUAUCAUUGCCAUUUCUCAAAGGAACUGGGACGCCUACUUCACCUUUGUGGAUACUGAGCAGGCAAAGAUAAUACAAGCGAUUUCAAAAUUCUUUCAAGAAAAAGUCAAGGACCGAUUUCCUCUUCAAAACUAUGUACUGGAUGUCUAUACCAGCCAGAACUUUCGCUCUUCCAAGUGUGUUAAGAUUAUCGACUUCAAUGUAUUCGGUCCACCCACGGACGCGCUUCUUUUCGAAUGGCCGGAACUGGAAGCUGCAACUCCGGGUCAGGAAAUCUGGUUUCGGAAGCAAGAAGACAAAUCGUUAAGGUCUGGCAACCUCAAUAAAUACAAAAUUCCGAUCGACCUGGCUGACAUCGCUUCGGGUGCUGACCCUUCAAAAUUGAUCGACCUAGUACAAGCACAAGUUGAAGAGCAAAACGAGGCCGCCGCGAAAGAAAAGCUCAGUGCAUCAUGA
This is a messenger RNA of Dibothriocephalus latus, 816 nucleotides long. Lineage: Eukaryota; Metazoa; Platyhelminthes; Cestoda; Diphyllobothriidea; Diphyllobothriidae. The record is from the annotation of a GenBank genome assembly.